Puccinia graminis f. sp. tritici CRL 75-36-700-3 is the source of this 483-nucleotide messenger RNA. RefSeq lists its product as uncharacterized. Bases 1 to 483 code for a protein of 160 amino acids. Lineage: Eukaryota; Fungi; Basidiomycota; Pucciniomycetes; Pucciniales; Pucciniaceae. The transcript has a single exon. The record is from RefSeq and is a predicted model, not a curated record.
AUGACUGCCGAGGUCAAUCGCCUGAUCACCAAGAAAAAAUCUUUCGACCCUGACCUGCUUGAAAAUCACAUCCGAUGUGUUUGCCACAAGAUUGCCUUAAUCCUUACUGCUGGUUUCAAGGUCCUUAAUACGGAGAGUAAAGGCUUGAGGAAGUCAAAAGAGACAUUGGGCUUUCUUCCGCUCCUAGAUUCGAUUCCCGAGGAUGAAACCGACGGCAACGAUUCUGGUGCUUUCGCUUCUGGUGAAGAAGAGAUUGGUGAUUCGGACGACAAUGAAAACUCUGACAACGAAAUUAAUUUAAACAAUAAUGGGGAACUCGCUCCAUCUCUGGCAAACCCUGACUCCAUAUCAGGAAUACUGACAAAGGUUGAUUUUGUCAUCCAACGUAUUACAUCUUCUUCUUCAAAACUAUCCAAGUAUGACGUGUGGCAAACCAAGCUUGAAGACCAAGGGCCAACUCUCAUUGCUGGCUACGGGAUUUGA